Dothidotthia symphoricarpi CBS 119687 is the source of this 324-nucleotide messenger RNA. RefSeq lists its product as uncharacterized. The transcript has 2 exons. Gene Ontology annotation, cellular component: NatC complex. Lineage: Eukaryota; Fungi; Ascomycota; Dothideomycetes; Pleosporales; Dothidotthiaceae. The coding region runs from base 1 to 324 and encodes 107 amino acids. The record is from RefSeq and is a predicted model, not a curated record.
AUGAAUAAUGAUGAGGCUGUGUUUUGGCUCGAGCAGUUCAUCGGGAAGAAUUUGCGUGUUCAUGCGUCUGAUGGACGUGUGUUUGGCGGACAGAUGAAGUGUACGGAUAAAGACCGCAACAUCAUCCUCUCACUCGCCUAUGAAUACCGCGCGCCGUCAACAGAAAGCAUCCGCAAGGCUAUCGAAGAAUCUGGUAAUCCGUCUGCGACGGUGUCUUGGAAUAGUCGCUAUGUUGGGUUGAUCGUUGUGCCUGGCCAGCAUAUCACGAAGAUUGAGCUUGAAGAAAGUGGCAUGCCUGGGCAGAAAAGCAGUGUCUUGCUUUGA